Molecule: messenger RNA, 3812 nt
Organism: Acanthopagrus latus (yellowfin seabream)
Lineage: Eukaryota; Metazoa; Chordata; Actinopteri; Spariformes; Sparidae
Gene: polr2b
Product: RNA polymerase II subunit B
Exons: 25
Coding region: 136-3660 (1174 amino acids)
Biological process (GO): DNA-templated transcription
Cellular component (GO): RNA polymerase II, core complex
Molecular function (GO): DNA-directed RNA polymerase activity; DNA binding; ribonucleoside binding
Source: RefSeq, a predicted model, not a curated record
ACUCCGCAGAAGAAGAGGAAAAAAGAGAGAAGAAGAAGACCGGAAGGGAGAUAUUUGUUCCGGGGCGAGCUGUUCGUCACAACGUCGUGUCGGAGAUUUCAGUUUGUCGGAUUUAAAAUCUUCUACAGAUAAAACAUGUACGACCAGGACGAAGAUAAUCAAUACGAUGAGGACGAUGAUGAAAUUACCCCAGAUUUGUGGCAGGAAGCUUGUUGGAUUGUCAUCAGCUCUUAUUUUGACGAGAAGGGUCUGGUGCGCCAGCAGCUGGAUUCGUUUGAUGAAUUCAUCCAGAUGUCGGUUCAGAGGAUUGUGGAGGAUGCUCCGCCCAUCGACCUACAGGCUGAAGCACAGCACACCUCAGGAGAAGUGGAGGAGCCGCCUCGUUACUUGCUGAAGUUUGAGCAAAUCUACCUGUCCAAGCCCACCCACUGGGAGAGAGACGGAGCUCCGUCUCCCAUGAUGCCCAAUGAAGCCCGACUACGAAACCUCACGUACUCAGCCCCUCUGUACGUUGACAUCACAAAGACCAUCAUAAAGGAGGGUGAGGACCAGCUGCAGACUCAGCACCAGAAGACCUUCAUUGGAAAAAUUCCCAUCAUGCUUCGCUCCACCUACUGUCUGCUGAGUGGCCUGACAGACCGAGAUCUGUGCGAGCUCAACGAGUGUCCACUUGACCCCGGAGGUUAUUUCAUCAUCAACGGCUCUGAGAAGGUGCUGAUUGCUCAAGAAAAAAUGGCCACCAACACGGUGUAUGUGUUUGCAAAGAAGGACUCAAAGUACGCCUACACAGGCGAGUGUCGAUCCUGUUUGGAGAACUCUUCCCGUCCCACCAGCACCAUCUGGGUCAGCAUGAUGGCCAGAGGAGGACAGGGAGUGAAAAAGAGUGCCAUUGGUCAAAGGAUUGUGUCCACGCUGCCCUACAUCAGACAGGAAGUUCCCAUCAUCAUUGUCUUUCGAGCACUCGGCUUUGUGUCGGACAGAGACAUCCUAGAACACAUCAUAUAUGACUUUGACGACCCUGAGAUGAUGGAGAUGGUGAAGCCAUCUCUGGAUGAAGCGUUUGUGAUCCAGGAGCAGAAUGUGGCGUUGAACUUCAUUGGUUCCAGAGGAGCCAAACCUGGCGUGACAAAAGAACGACGAAUAAAAUAUGCCAAAGAAGUUCUGCAGAAAGAGAUGCUGCCACAUGUCGGAGUCAGCGACUUCUGUGAGACCAAGAAGGCCUAUUUCUUAGGGUACAUGGUCCACAGGCUGCUGCUGGCUGCUCUCGGUAGACGAGAGCUGGAUGACAGAGAUCACUAUGGCAACAAGAGGCUGGACCUCGCCGGGCCGCUAUUAGCCUUCUUGUUCAGAGGCAUGUUUAAGAAUCUGCUGAAGGAGAUCCGGAUUUACGCUCAGAAGUUCAUUGACAGAGGAAAAGACUUCAAUCUGGAGCUUGCCAUUAAAACCAGAAUCAUCUCAGACGGCCUGAAGUACUCGCUGGCUACCGGAAACUGGGGCGAUGUGAAAAAGGCUCACCAGGCCCGAGCUGGAGUGUCACAAGUGUUAAACCGCCUGACCUUUGCAUCCACUCUGUCACACCUCCGCCGUGUCAACUCCCCGAUUGGCCGAGACGGCAAAUUGGCCAAACCCAGACAGCUGCACAACACACUGUGGGGAAUGGUGUGUCCUGCUGAGACACCUGAGGGUCAUGCUGUCGGUCUGGUGAAGAACUUGGCCCUCAUGGCCUACAUCUCUGUGGGCUCUCAGCCCUCUCCCAUUCUGGAGUUUCUGGAGGAGUGGAGUAUGGAGAACCUCGAAGAGAUCUCACCUGCUGCCAUCGCAGAUGCCACUAAGAUCUUUGUUAACGGCUGCUGGGUCGGAAUCCACAAAGAUCCCGAACAGCUGAUGAACACAUUGAGGAAGCUCCGCAGACAGAUGGACAUCAUCGUGUCCGAGGUGUCGAUGAUAAGAGACAUCAGAGAGCGUGAGAUCAGAAUUUAUACAGAUGCUGGACGAAUCUGUCGACCGCUGCUGAUUGUUGAAAAACAGAAACUACUGCUAAAGAGACGACACAUUGACCAGCUGAAGGAGAGAGAGUACAACAACUACAGCUGGCAGGACUUGGUGGCAAGUGGCGUGGUGGAGUACAUUGACACUUUGGAGGAGGAGACAGUGAUGCUCGCCAUGACCCCAGACGACCUCCAGGAGAAGGGUGUGGCCUACUGCUCAACCUACACACAUUGUGAGAUCCACCCCUCCAUGAUCCUUGGAGUCUGUGCUUCCAUCAUUCCCUUCCCCGACCACAACCAGUCUCCCAGGAACACAUACCAGUCUGCUAUGGGUAAACAAGCCAUGGGUGUCUACAUCACCAACUUCCAUGUACGAAUGGACACACUGGCUCACGUGUUGUACUACCCUCAGAAACCGCUGGUCACCACCCGAUCCAUGGAAUACCUGCGCUUCAGAGAACUGCCUGCAGGUAUCAACUCCAUUGUUGCGAUUGCCUCAUACACAGGCUACAACCAGGAGGACUCAGUGAUCAUGAACCGGUCGGCAGUAGAUCGAGGCUUCUUCAGGUCUGUCUUCUAUCGAUCCUACAAAGAGCAAGAGUCUAAGAAAGGUUUUGACCAGGAAGAAAUUUUUGAGAAGCCGACACGUGAAACCUGCCAAGGUAUGAGGCACGCCAUCUAUGACAAGCUUGACGACGAUGGGCUCAUUGCACCUGGUGUCCGUGUCUCUGGCGAGGAUGUUAUCAUCGGGAAGACAGUGACGCUGCCAGAGAACGAUGAUGAGCUGGACAGCACCAACCGACGCUACACCAAGAGAGACUGUAGCACUUUUCUGAGAACCAGUGAGACCGGCAUUGUGGACCAGGUGAUGGUGACUCUGAAUCAGGAGGGCUACAAGUUCUGCAAGAUCCGGGUUCGCUCAGUCCGAAUUCCUCAGAUCGGAGACAAGUUUGCCAGCCGACAUGGACAGAAGGGAACCUGUGGGAUCCAGUACAGACAAGAGGACAUGCCAUUCACCUGCGAGGGAAUUACUCCAGACAUCAUUAUUAACCCUCACGCCAUCCCCUCUAGAAUGACAGUGGGCCAUCUGAUUGAGUGUCUGCAGGGCAAGGUCUCUGCGAACAAAGGCGAGAUUGGUGAUGCCACGCCUUUUAACGAUGCUGUCAAUGUACAGAAAGUGUCGAACCUGCUGUCAGAAUAUGGAUACCACCUGAGAGGAAAUGAGGUUCUGUAUAACGGCUUCACUGGGAGGAAGCUGACAUCUCAGAUCUUCAUUGGCCCAACUUACUAUCAGCGUCUGAAGCACAUGGUGGACGACAAGAUCCACUCAAGGGCCCGGGGCCCCGUCCAGAUCCUCAACAGGCAGCCCAUGGAGGGACGGUCACGUGAUGGCGGCCUGCGGUUUGGGGAGAUGGAGCGUGACUGUCAGAUUGCUCAUGGAGCAGCUCAGUUCCUUCGAGAACGUCUGUUCGAGGCAUCUGAUCCAUAUCAGGUUCAUGUGUGUAACCUAUGUGGACUGAUGGCCAUCGCCAACACGCGGACACACACGUAUGAGUGUCGAGGCUGCCGCAACAAGACACAGAUCUCUCUGGUCCGGAUGCCCUAUGCCUGUAAGCUUCUCUUCCAGGAGUUGAUGUCAAUGAGCAUUGCUCCUCGUAUGAUGACAUCAUAGUGUGGCACAGCGAAUCACAUGCGCCUGUGGGCUUAAAAUGUGACAACAGCAGGAAGUGAAUGAUGAUGAAGUAGAAUUUUGAUGUUUUUAUAGUUUCACAUUGUCUCACUUUAUUUUGUUACAAGGCAAAUAAAUUUGAAUUUGUUCUCUCA